AUGGCGAAUCGGGGAUACGAUGUCGUUGUAGAUGUGGAUGCAGAGGGCGACCUCGGGCAUACCGAUCUCCAAGAUGACCUUGAAUUCCAUCCGUCCAACUUCGAAAACGACCAACGCAACGCAAAAGCGCAACAAGACACUGCACCAUUCCUCGGCGGAGCAGGCCCUUCGCACUCGCACGGCCGCGACAGGUCCCCCGGCGGCAGCGCCUCCAAGCACCGCUGGUGGUCACUCCACUACUACGCGCAAUUCUUCGACGUCGACACGAACGAGGUUCUACGCCGCUGCGUCGCCGCAGUCUACCCGCGCACCAACUUCCUCGACGUCCUAGAAGGCAACGCGGACCUGUACGGACCGUUCUGGAUCGCUACGACGGUGGUUGUGAUCCUGUUCCUGACGGGCACGAUCUCGCAAUGGCUCUCGAAUAACGACGACCAGCAUUUCGAGUACGACUUUACGCUUCUUUCGGGCGCGGCCGGUUUGAUUUAUGGGUAUACGGGUGUUGUGCCUAUUGCGCUGUGGGGAGCGCUGCGCUGGUUCGGUAGCUCCACCGCGGAUUUGAUUGAGUGUUGGGCUUUGUACGGAUACUCGAAUUUGAUCUGGAUUGCCGUCGCGCUGGUCAGUUGGAGUCCGUUGACGGCGCUGAACUGGGCUCUUGUUGGUGUUGGGUUCGCUUGGACGGUGUUCUUCUUGCUGCGCAACUUGUGGCCCGUCCUGAGUGCUACGGAUGCCAAGGCGAGCAAGAUUCUGCUGGUUCUGGUCAUUCUGCUACAUGCGGGUUUGGCGAUUGCUAUCAAGAUCCUCUUCUUUGCGUGA
Messenger RNA from Aspergillus glaucus CBS 516.65, 816 nucleotides. RefSeq names its product Yip1 family protein. The record is from RefSeq and is a predicted model, not a curated record. Gene Ontology annotation, cellular component: Golgi apparatus; membrane. The coding region runs from base 1 to 816 and encodes 271 amino acids. Lineage: Eukaryota; Fungi; Ascomycota; Eurotiomycetes; Eurotiales; Aspergillaceae. Gene Ontology annotation, molecular function: small GTPase binding. The transcript has 3 exons. Gene Ontology annotation, biological process: vesicle-mediated transport.